UAGCGCCUACUGUUUCAUAAAAAAAAAGCUUAACCUAACAACAUAAUAUAAUCAAUAUUAUUUUCAGUUAAGGAGACAUAAUUUAUUAAAUAGCUCGCUCGUGAUCUUAUUCUAAAUUAUGGAAUUGAAUAAGUCCACGUUGUUGCAAAAGCAAGUGAAAGACAAUUUCGAAGACUUGCAAAGCGAGUUUUGUGAUAUGAAAAAUUGGGAGAAGAUGAUGAAACAAAAAGAACAAGAGUUAUUGAACGAAUAUAAUGAACAGCAAAUAUUACCUCCAGUUAGAAGCAAGAUUAAAAAAAGCCCUGUGACAAAAGAAAGCAAAAGUACUGAAAAUCCUAAGCGAAUAAAGUCAUAUGAUUUUGCAUCAUGGGACAAAUUUGAUGUAAGCAAAAUGGAUCAAGCUUGUAACGAUUUAGAAGGAGAAGCACAACCCAAUAAUUCAAAGAUAACUAUAUCUAAAGAUCAAUUAGAGGAAAAUCACAGAAUAGCAAUGGAGUACAAGGAGAAAGGCAAUUGUUUUGUACAACAAAAGAAAUGGGAUAAAGCAAUUGCUUUAUAUAGUAAAGCAAUAGAAAUCUCUCCUUUUAUUGCUACCUUUUAUGCAAAUCGUGCACACUGUUAUUUAAAGCAAGACAACCUAUAUUCAGCAGAACAAGAUUGUUCAUUUGCAAUACAAAUAAAUGAUACUUAUGUGAAAGCUUACCAUAGACGAGCAACAGCUAGGAUAGGAUUGAAGAAAUAUAAAGAAGCAAAACAAGACAUAGAGAAAAUCUUGAUAUUAGAACCUUCUAACAAGGAAACAAAAACAUUGCUUAUUCAAGUUAAUAAACAACUUGAAAAUUCCAAAACAGAUGUAUCUAAAGAAGAUAUAAUUGAUGACAUUCCGAUAGAAGAAAAGGUUGCUAAGAAGAUAUUGGCUGAAGUGAAAUCAAAUAAGGAAAUAAUAGACACCAAAGAAAAUAAUAAUAAGAAUAACAUAAAUAUAAAAUCUACUGUAAAACCAACAACUGUAACAAGCCAAGAAACCAAACCAUAUAUUCCAUAUUGGCUUCCAGAAAAAGAUAAUGUUAAAAUCCUAAAACUUGUUGGAAAACCACCUCAUUUACGUUCAAAGGAGCCAUUUAAAAAGAUUUCUAUACAAGAGGCUGAUUUAACUAAACCUUUCGAGAAGGAAAUUAACACAUGCAUUACAGUUAAAGAGUUGUUAGACAUACCUCCUGAUGAUACUGUAAAAUGCAAAGAAAGUGUUACAAAAUCUAAACCUGAAUUAGGAAAAGAUAUUUCUGAGAAUCAUCCGGAAGUACUUCCUAUUCCCAAAAGUGCAGUACAAUUUCUUACAAAUUGGAGGAAGUAUAUCUCGUCUGAUUUUCGAUAUAAAUAUUUAAAGCAAUUACCAUCAGGCAGUUUACCAAAUAUAUUUCAAGAUUCAAUGGAAAGCAAUAUUUUUAGUGAUAUAUUAACAGUACUUAAGACAAAGUUCAUAAAAAGACAGGAAUCUAUAUUUUCAUAUCUGAAGGAUCUUAGUAAUGUUAGGAGAUUUAGAGCACUCAUUAUGUUCACAAGUAAUUCUGAGAAGCAAGACUUGAAACAUAUGUUCUUAUAUUGUGAAACGUUCGAGAAGAUACCCGAGGAAGAACUUGCGGAAGUACGAAAUAAAUAUGAAAUUUAACAAGGGAUAAAUAAUAUGUACACAGCAAAUAUCUAAGUAUUAAGUACAUCUAUAAUAACUGUAAAACAUAAAUAAAAACAUUUCACACGUAAAGUAUCGUUUACAUGUGAAACUUUCAAGAUA
Molecule: messenger RNA, 1792 nt
Organism: Harpegnathos saltator (Jerdon's jumping ant)
Lineage: Eukaryota; Metazoa; Arthropoda; Insecta; Hymenoptera; Formicidae
Gene: spag
Product: RNA polymerase II-associated protein spaghetti
Exons: 9
Coding region: 119-1669 (516 amino acids)
Cellular component (GO): protein folding chaperone complex
Molecular function (GO): protein binding
Source: RefSeq, a predicted model, not a curated record